UGGGGUGGUUCAAUGGUUUCUGUUUUUUUUUUUUUAAUUUUUUAAUAUUGUUUUGGUUUUUUUUUUUAUUUUUUAAAAAAUGGAGCAAUCAGAAAGUGGCACGUGGUAAAUGGUGGGGUCCACUAACGGUCAACUAAUGGUUGUCAGUCAAUAAUGGCACUCGGUGAAUUUUGUUAAAACUCGGUGGCAUUUGGUGAAUUUUAAAAAGUCGAAUGUCAUUUGGUGAAUUUCGCAAUUAGUACAUUUCAUGAAAUAGCCGUAAUUAAUACAUAAAUUAUCAGUUAGUUGUUUUCAAAAAAAAUAAAAAUUGGCAGUUAUUACCAUCUCCUUCCUUCCCUCCCAUCAUUCAACAACACUUACUUCUUCUUCCUUUGAUUGUCGCUUUCCCUCUUCUCUCAAACAUUCUCGCUGAUUCUGGUUGCUCUUUUGAUUACGAUUUCUAUGAUAAUUUUGAGUACCCAAUUGCCCAUGGGAAUUCUUUGAUCUGGUGUUAAGGACAUUUUUCGCCUCAAGGUUAGCUUAUCCUUUUUUGUAGUGAUGAGCUUCAAGUUUCCUGAUCAAAUUCCCAGAAAGAAUAGUGAGAUGGAGCAAACAUUGAAGCCACCACUAAUAGUUACAGAGUCGCCUAAGAAUUGGCCUUCAAUUGAUUUUAACUUCUUUGGAUGGUCUCUUCUUUCGAUCAUCCCUUGGGCUGUCAAUCUUAGAGAUAAAUUGCCUAUGCCAACUACUAUUAAUAAAGGGUUGAAAAGACGAGCAAGAUCUAGAGCUGGUGAUAUGUCAACUGCUUCUCAAUCCCCUCAAUUACGGUUUAGGCCUUAUGUGUCUAAGGUUCCUUGGCAUACUGGACCUCGGGCUUUCUUAUCUCAGUUCUUUCCAAGAUAUGGUCAUUACUGUGGGCCAAAUUGGUCGAGUGGGAAGGACGGAGGCUCCCAUGUUUGGGACAAGCGCCCUAUAGAUUGGUUGGAUUAUUGUUGUUAUUGUCAUGAUAUAGGCUAUGACACUCAUGACCAAGCAAAGCUGCUGGAAGCUGAUCUAGCUUUUCUGGAGUGUUUAGAGAAGACUCAAGUGCACACUAAGGGGAAUAAGCACGUUGCUCAUGUUUAUAGAACAAUGUGCACACAAGGUCUCAGGAACAUACUCAUUCCUUACAGAACAUAUCUUGUGAAGCUUGGAUCAGGACAACCUUUGCUUCAAUUUGGAUGGCUGAGCAAUAUAAGGUGGAAAGGAUGGAGUUGGCGGACAAAUAUGAAGAUGGAAUGAACAAUCAUACAUCAAAUUUCGUAGUUAAGUUUGUUUAUAAUUGUGGUGUUGUCCAUUACGUUCUGUACAUACUAAAGCAUUGCAAACUUUUGUUUUGGUCUGUUGAACUGUUUGAGAGGUCUCAGCCUAGAGUCACUAGAUUAUGGUAGUUAUCUGCAUCUGAAGGUGGAUGUUGCAUCGUUUGUUGUAGGCUUGUAGCUAAUCGAGGAAAUGAUUUCCCGUACUGUAAAUACACUAUCAUUAUUUUCAUAUAUACUACGGAGUAAUAUAAUUUCAAGUUCAUUGGUA
Chenopodium quinoa (quinoa) is the source of this 1548-nucleotide messenger RNA. RefSeq lists its product as uncharacterized. Gene Ontology annotation, biological process: phospholipid metabolic process; arachidonate secretion. The record is from RefSeq and is a predicted model, not a curated record. The coding region runs from base 538 to 1260 and encodes 240 amino acids. Gene Ontology annotation, molecular function: A2-type glycerophospholipase activity. NCBI's taxonomy places the organism in Eukaryota, Viridiplantae, Streptophyta, Magnoliopsida, Caryophyllales, Amaranthaceae. The transcript is spliced from 3 exons.